AUGUCUUCUGAGAAAGACACCAUCGACUCGGCCGGGAUACAUUCGGACCAAGACAUCCAUCAGAACACCAACCGAACCACCGAAGAUUUCAAGCAGCUCAAGACCAUCGCAAGUCUCAGGAGGGAUAGCAGCAGUCUGGAUGAGAAGAACAUCAAAGGUGAUGUGCAAGAUAUCAAGAUCGCGGAAAUUGGUGACGACACCGCGCUAGAUGUCGAGAACGAUGUUGAAUUGGUCCUGGAUAAGGCACGAGGUCUGACAAUUGAAGAAUGCCGAAAGCUUAUCAAGGACUUGCUCGAGGAACAUACGUAUGACUACAACUUCGCCGCUACCCAGAAGGACAAACUCAGAAAGCUACUCGAUGGUCCCGCCGAAGGACAGUCAGCCGAAGAAUGGGAGAUUCUUCUCAAGAAAGAAACUGCACUCAACAUAUUCUACUCGCCCUAUCCCGAAGUUCGAGCCAUCACACGUCCAGAUGAUGAUGUGAACAUGCCCUGCGAGACCAUUCGAGCGCACCUUCUCGGUUACCUAUGGGCAUGCAUUGGUCAAUUCAUCAACUCUUUGUUCAACUCUCGUUACCCAAGCAUCACGUUGCAGUCAAGUGUCGCUCAAAUUCUACUGUACCCUUGCGGUAUGUUCCUAGCAUGGAGUCUGCCAGAUUGGGGCGUCACCAUCUUCGGAAAGAGACAUACUCUCAACCCUGGUCCUUGGACAUACAAAGAGCAGAUGUUUUCUACCAUCAUCGUCAAUGUUGGUCUCACUUCUGCUUACUGCUUCUGGAAUAUUCAAACACAGCAAGUCUACUAUGGAGACAAGUGGCUCACACCCGAGUACGAGAUCCUUCUGCUCCUGUCUACUCAGCUCAUGGGUCUCGGUUUUGCUGGAAUGCUUCGAAGGUUCGUGGUCUACCCUAUCCAAGCGCUUUGGCCCAACAUUCUUCCCACUGUCGCGCUCAAUCGCGCUUUGUUGGUCAAAGAGACACAUGAGAGCAUCAAUGGCUGGCGGAUGUCGCGUUAUAAAUUCUUUUUCAUCUUCUUUAUCGGCAUGACUGUCUACUUCUGGCUUCCUGGUUUCCUGUUUCCUGCACUCAGCUACUUCGCCUGGAUGACUUGGAUCAAGCCAGACAACUUCAAUCUGGCCACAGUAACAGGCUCGUCAUUCGGCUUGGGCUUCAAUCCUCUCUCAUCGUUGGACUGGAAUGUGUUUGCAACAUACGCCUUUCCUUUGACAUGGCCGUUCUUCGCGCAGGUUCAGCAAUACAUUGGAAUGUUUCUUGGUGGUUUGAUCAUUCUCGCGGCGUACUACUCAAACUUCAAGUGGACUGCCUACCUACCUAUCAACUCAUCAGGCAUCUUUGACAAUACUGGAAAUUCCUACAACAUCACCAAAGUCAUGGUAAAUGGCCGCCUGGACUACGAAAAAUACUACGACUAUUCACCGGCAUUCUACAGUGCUGGUAAUCUUGUGGUAUACUCCGCCUUCUUCACCUUUUACACCGUCACUUUUGUGUUCAUCAUUCUCGACUUCUGGCGGCCCCUUGCCCAAGCCUAUCAGAAGAUGGGAUCUGCCGCUUGGUCUCAAAUCAGAAAUAUCAAGCAGGCAUUUCAUCACACCAUCCAUCUCAUGGAUGGCGAGGGCAGCGUAUAUGAUGGCUUCAACGACCCCUUUACCAAGAUGAUGCGAAACUACAAGGAAGUCCCCGAUUGGUGGUUCCUGGCCAUCGCUAUUAUUGCUUUCAUCUUUGCAAUCAUUAUCCUCAAGACUUUUGAUGCAUUGCAGACCCCAGUGUGGACAAUCUUCUUUGUCAUUGGCUUGAAUCUCGUCUUCUUGGUCCCCAUGAGUUAUCUCUAUGCUAUCUCGGGCACAACACAAGGUCUCAACGUGGUCACUGAAUUGAUUGUCGGUUACGCUCUGCCUGGACGUCCGGAAGCCCUGAUGUUCGUCAAGGCUUAUGGCUACAAUAUCAAUGGCCAAGCCGACAACUACACCUCGGAUCAAAAGAUGGGUCUAUAUGCAAAGAUACCUCCCCGUGCCAUGUAUCGUGGUCAACUCAUCAGUGCCAUCAUCACAUCUUUGAUCGCCUACGGCUGUGUCGACUUUGUGGACACUGACAUCAAGAACAUCUGCGACCCUGACCAGGCUGCCGACUUCAAUUGUGCGAACGGAUCCGAGGUCUUUUUUUCUUCAUCAGUCGUGUGGGGUGCCAUUGGUCCCUCUCGCAUCUUUGGUCAAUUUUACCCAUUCAUGAAGUAUAUGUUCCUCCUUGGCUUCCUUCUUGCAUUGGGCUGGUGGUCAAUCAAGCGCUACGGACCAUUGAUUCGAAAGGCUGCCCAAGCCAAACUUCCAUCAGUCAUCUUCAAACCAUUGGAUCUUAUCAUCUUCACACCCAUCUCCUGGUUCAGGGAUGUCCACCCUUCCCUCGUCAUCAACGGUUUCCUCAACUACGCUCCUUUGAACUUGACUUACUACACCAGUGCCCUAUACGUAUCGUUCGGCUUCAUGUACUAUCUGAGAAGAUACAAGACGGCUUGGUGGGAAAAGUAUAAUUACGUUCUCGCUGCUGCUCUGUCUGCUGGUGUGGCUUUGUCUGGAAUCAUCAUCUUUUUCGCUGUGCAGUAUCAUCCUGUUGGUGUGAGUUGGUGGGGUACGAAUGUUGUUGCGGAAGGUGUUGAUGGGGGUGUUGGAAGGCAGGCGCUUUUUACUACACUGCCGGAGAAGGGAUAUUUUGGACCUGAUACUUGGAAGUAG
Molecule: messenger RNA, 2745 nt
Organism: Aureobasidium pullulans EXF-150
Lineage: Eukaryota; Fungi; Ascomycota; Dothideomycetes; Dothideales; Saccotheciaceae
Product: OPT-domain-containing protein
Exons: 2
Coding region: 1-2745 (914 amino acids)
Biological process (GO): transmembrane transport
Molecular function (GO): oligopeptide transmembrane transporter activity
Source: RefSeq, a predicted model, not a curated record